AUGGCAGGUAAUGCUGAUUCAAUUGACAUUAUAGAUUCAGAUGAAGAUACUGAUGAUACAUAUUCAUAUGACAAUGAAGAUAGUGCCGAUUCAGAUGAGGAUGAAAAUGAUUUCGUGAGUAAACCUCCAUAUCUAUUAUGUCUGAUUGUGCUAGUGGAGCUGGAAAUGAAGAAGACUUUUCUUGGUGAAACAAGGGCUUCAAAGUUUUGUCAAUCAAGAACUUUCAAAAAGCAAAAAUUCCCUAAAGAUUUUUCACAGCAGCUUCACAGUCUACUGGUGUGUCUCAAGUGCAAGAAGCUUAAGAACUUUUCUGAUACUAUCUCUGUUCGAAAUAUUAAUGUGGCAAUAGAGUUAUUGUUGGUAUUUCUUGCUGAUGUGCCAAAUCAUGUUGUUAAUGGGAAGAGGUUGAAUGAGGUCUUGGAAGAGGUUGGAGCUCUUGUGGGCGAUGUUCUAUGUGUAAUUCAUAGCUCUAUUAUCAAAGAUGAUACUAGCAAGAUAAACCUUUGCUCGAUGCAGAUAUUGGAGAAAAAUGAACAUCUAAAGGCACAACUGGAGAGGUACUACAAAUCCUUAAAAUUCACUCCAUCUAAGUUUCCCACAGUUGGUGGAUUGAGCUUUCUGGAUUCUUUAUUAAGAAAAUUGAAUGAGAUGAUGAAAUCUGAAUUAGGUUUAGUUUUGAUGAUGAAGCAUCAUAUUGUUAUUUUAGAGAAAGAGUUCUCAUAUCUAACAUAUGUUUUCAGAGAUGUUGCAAAGGUGCAACACGAACGUGAAAUUCUUAAAGAGCUCCAGAGGCGUACUAUCAAUUUGGCAUACGAAGCUGAAGUUGCCAUUGACUCUAUUCUUGCUCAGGGUAAUGCUCUUUGGUAUAUAUUUUGCUCACUUCCUACAAUCUUAAAAGAGAUCAAGCAUAAUAGUGCGGAGGUGACCAGGAUGUGGUCGAAAAACCUUGCUCUUAAGCCCAGCUCUAUGGCAGAGCCAUCUAAACAUAUGUCAACUCAAAAUAGCAAUCUUAUGAAUGACGAGGAGAUAGUUGGUUUUGAGAAUGACACAAAAAGAAUAAUUCAGUAUCUGACACGAGGGACAAAUGAUCUGGAUGUCAUCCCGAUUGUUGGGAUGGGGGGACGAGGUAAAACAACUUGUGCUAGAAAGUUGUACAAUAAUAACAUCAUUGUUUCUCAUUUUGAUGUUCGAGCAUGGUGCAUCAUUUCCCAAACAUAUAGUCAGAGAGAGCUAUUACAAGAGAUUUUCAGUCAAGUUACUGGUUCCAAGGAUAAGGGAGAUAAGGAUGAUGUCCUUGACGACAAGCUGAUGAAAAGCUUAAUUGGAAAGAGAUAUCUUAUUGUCUUGGAUGAUAUGUGGGAUGGUAUGGCAUGGAAUGACUUAAGACUUUGUUUCCCUAAUGUUGUAAAUAGAAGCAGAAUUGUAGUAACAACUCGUCUUGAGAAAGUGGGUGAACAUGUCAAGUGUCAUACUGAUCUUUAUUUCCUUCCAUUCCUCACGCCCGAAGAGAGUAGGGAAUUAUUGCAGAAAAAAGUGUUUAAAUAUGAAGCUUGCCCACCUGAACUAUACGAUAUGAGUCUUGAUGUUGCAAGACGUUGCAAAGGGCUGCCCCUAGUGGUUGUCUUGGUAGCUGGAAUAAUCAAAAAGAAGAAAAUGGAAAGUUCUUGGUGGCAUGAGAUUAAGAAAGCUCUAUUUUCCUAUCUUGACCGUGAGUCUGAAGACUAUAGUUGGGCAACUAUGCAGUUAAGUUAUGAUAACUUACCUGACUAUUUAAGGCCUUGCCUUCUCUACAUGGAGAUGUUUCUAGAGGACGAAAGGAUCCCAGUGUCUAAAUUGAUAAGUUUAUGGAUAGCGGAAGGCUUCGUGCAGAACAUUGAAUCUGGGAGAUUAAUGGAAGAGACAGCUGAAGGUUACUUAAUGGAUCUCAUUAGCAGUAACGUGGUAAUGGUAUCAAGUAGAAGAUAUAACGGUAAAGUCAAAUACUGUCAGGUUCAUGAUGUAGUGCUUCACUUUUGUUUGGAGAUGAGUAGAGAAGAAAAGUUUAUGUUGGCAGUGAGGGGGUACAUUCAACCAUCCGAUUUGAAGGAAAGUCGAGUGAGCUUCAGUUUCAGUAAUGAGCUUUCCAAGUUUGAAUCCAAAACGCGGAAGCCUUUCCACCAACACUUGAGGUCACUGAUAACCACCAAUGGAGGAGAAUUUCAGGUUAUUAAUUUGAUGAGGCUUCUUAAGGUCGUAGAUUUGAGUUCCCAUAAAUUGGUUACUUUUUUGGCGUUAGCUAUGUUGAAACCACUAAUUCACCUUAAGUAUGCCGCACUUUUCAUACAUACAUUCGAUUUUUGUGGAAAAUCACAUCUGCCCCAUCUAGAAACUUCAAUUAUCAAGUGUUUAAGGUGUGCACGGUUAUCAGGGAAUUUUUGGAAUGAAAAAUUAAGGCAUGUAGAGUUUACUGAAGCUGGUGUUUUUUGGGGAAAGCAGAUCUUUAAAGAGUCCUCUAAGUUGGAAAAUUUGAGGAUAUUAAGGGGUAUUGAAUUGACAUUCGAUGCUGAUUGCUUGAAUAUUUUAGUACAGAGGUGUCCUAAUCUUCAAGAACUUGAAAUCUUUUUUUUGAUAAAUUAUUCUGAUAAAGAAAAGAUUUGUCUCAAAUUGGAGAGUCUUACCCAGCUUCAAUCACUUAGCCUUUCAUUUUUCUGGCCCACUGUUGUAUGCAAGUUACACUUGCCUUCAAAUGUAAAAAAAUUGAAACUAAACGGGUGUCGAAUAGAAAGCACGAUUGCUGGACCAGUAAAUCUGGAGUAUCUCAAAUUGUGGAAUAAUUGCCGAGAUUAUAAAAAUCAUGUUAUUAAUGGUAAGAGGUUGAAUGAGGUCUUGGAAGAGGUUGGAGCUCUUGUGGGCGAUGUUCUAUGUGUAAUUCAUAGCUCUAUGAUCAAAGAUGAUACUAGCAAGAUAAACCUUUGCUCAGUACAGAUAUUGGAGAAAACUGAAAAUCUGAAGGCACAACUGGAGAGGUACUACAAAUCCUUAAAAUUCACUCCGUCUCAGUUUCCCACAGUUGGUGGAUUGACCUUUCUGGAUUCUCUAUUAAGAAAAUUGAAUGAGAUGAUGAAAUCUCAAUUAGGUUUAGAUGUCAUGAUGAAGCCUCAUAUUGUUAUUUUAGAGAAAGAGUUCUCUUAUCUAACAUCUGUUUUCACAAAUGUUGCAAAGGUGCAGCAUGAACAUGAAAUUCUUAAUGAUAUUCAGAGGCGUACUAUCAAUUUGGCAUACGAAGUUGAAGUUGCCAUUGACUCUAUUCUUGCUAAGUGUAAUGCUCUUUGGUAUCUUUUGUGCUCACUUCCUACAAUCUUAGAAGAGAUCAAGCAUAUUAGUGCGGAGGUGACCAGGAUAUGGUCGGAGAACCUUGCUCUUAAGCCUUGCUCCAUGGUAGAGCCAUCUAAACAUAUGCCAACUCAACAUAGCAAUCUUAUGAAUGAUGAGGAGAUAGUUGGUUUUGAGAAUGACACGAAAAGAAUAAUUCGUUAUCUGACACAACGGACAAAUGAGCUUGAUGUCAUCCCAAUUGUUGGGAUGGGGGGACAAGGUAAAACAACUUUUUCGAGAAAGGUGUACAAUAAUGAUAUCAUUAUUUAUCACUUUGAUGUUCGAGCAUGGUGCGUGAUUUCCCAAACAUAUAGCAGGAGAGAGCUAUUACAAGAGAUUUUCAACCAAGUUACCGGUUCCAAGGACAAGGUAGAUGAGGUUGGGGAACUAGCUGACAAAUUGAGGAAAAGCUUAAUAGGAAAGAGAUAUCUCAUUGUCUUGGAUGAUAUGUGGGAUUGUAUGGCAUGGGAUGACUUAAGACUUUGUUUCCCUGAUGUUGUAAAUAGAAGCAGAAUUAUAGUAACAACUCGUCUUGAGAAAGUGGGUGAACAAGUCAAGCUCCAUUCUGAUCUUUAUUUCCUUCCAUUCCUCACACCCGAAGAGAGUAGGGAAUUGUUGCAGAAAAAAGUGUUUCAAAACGAAACUUGCCCACCUGAACUAUGCGGUGUGAGUCUAGAUGUUGCAAGACGAUGCAAAGGGUUGCCCCUAGUAGUUGUCUUGGUAGCUGGAAUAAUCAAAAAGAAGAAAAUGGAAAGAUCUUGGUGGCAUGAGGUUAAAAAAGCUCUAUUUUCCUAUCUUGACCGUGAGUCUGCAGACUAUAGUCAGGAAACUAUGCAAUUAAGUUAUAAUAACUUACCCGACUAUUUAAGACCUUGCCUUCUCUACAUGGGGAUGUUUCCAGAGGAUGAAAGGAUCCAGGUGUCUAAAUUGAUAAGUUUAUGGAUCGCGGAAGGUUUCAUACAGAACAUUGAAUGUGGGAGAUUAAUGGAAGAGACAGCUGAAGGUUACUUGAUGGAUCUCAUUAGCAGUAACGUGGUAAUGGUUACAAGGAGAAGAUAUAAUGGUAAAGUCAAAUUCUGCCAGGUUCAUGAUGCAGUGCUUCACUUUUGCUUGGAGAGGAGUAGACAAGAAAAGUUUAUGUUGGCAGUGAGGGGGAACAUUCAACUUUCCGAUUUGAAGGAAAGUCGAGUGAGUUUCUAUAAUGAAGGAGAAUCUAAGUUUGGAUCCAAAACGCGGAAGCCAUUCCACCAACACUUGAGGUCACUGAUAACCACCAAUGAAGGAGAACCUUUAUAUUGGAAUAUCUUCGGUCAGGAUAUAAAUUUGAUGAGGCUUCUUAAGGUCUUGGAUUUGAGUUCCCAUGAAUUGGGUCAUUUGUCGUUAGCUACGUUGAAACCACUAAUUCACCUCAAGUACGUCGCACUUUUCCUAGAUACAUUCGAUUUUCGUGGGAAGUCACAUCUGCCCCAUCUAGAAACAUUAAUUCUGAAGUGUUCCAAUUAUACACGGUUGUCAGGGAAUUUUUUUAAAAUGAAAAAAUUAAGGCAUGUAGAGUUUACUGAAACUGGUUUUUUUGGGGGAAAGCACAGCAAUGAAGAAUCCUGUAAGUUGGAAAAUUUGAGGAUAUUAAGGGGUGUUCAAUUGUCACUCGAUGCUGAUCGCUUGAGUGUUUUAGUACAGAGGUGUCCUAAUCUUCAAGAACUUGAAAUCUAUUUUUUCAGAAUUGAUUCUGACGAAGAAAAUAUUUGUCUCAAUAUGGAGAGUCUUACCCAACUUCAAUCACUUCGCCUUUUCUUUCCCAUGUCCGCUGUUGUACACUUGCCUUCAAAUAUAAAGAAAUUGGUACUAUGCGAGGCUUCGAUGGAAAGCACUAUUUUCUCUAUUGCAGGACUACCAAGUCUGGAGUAUCUCCAAUUAAUGGAUCCGCAUUUUAUUCAAUCUGAAGAGUGGUGCCUUGGAGAUAUCACCUUCCCUAAACUGAGGGUGUUGAAACUUAUGAACUUAGGUAUCUCAAGGUGGGAUGCGUCAGAGGAAUCUUUUCCCCAGCUUGAAACACUUGUUAUAAAAGGGUGUUAUGAUCUCGAGGAGAUCCCCCUUAGCUUUUCAGAUAUUCCAACGCUGAUACAGAUUAAGUUGAUGGGGGUGCAGCGCAAUGAAUCUCUGAAGGCUUCAGCUGUGCGAAUUAAGAAAGAAAUUGAAGAGAAUGAAGGAUGCGACCGUAUUGACCUCAUCAUUAUUGAUUGAUGAGUCAAGCACGUGUUUAUCACAACAACAUGGAGAGUAUCAAGAAAAUAUUCACCUUGCUGGGACCUUUGGGGUCAUGGAGUAAUUGAUAUGGUGUCGCUUCGUGCAAUUCAUGUUUUCUGCAGUCUAUGAUGAGACUGCUGCAAUAAAUUAAGAAAAACUUUGUUUUUUUGUCUUUUCAAGCAUUGUUAAGUUUAAGUAAGUCUCUGUGUGGUUGUUCGAGAUUUUCGAUAAACUCUUUGCUCCAAAGUAUUGGCUUGAAACUACCUUGUAUUGGAUUCUGUAGCAUUUCGAGUAACCCGAUCGUGUGGGGUGUUUUCAAUGUAAAACUGUUUCGCAUA
Messenger RNA from Nicotiana tabacum (common tobacco), 5939 nucleotides. Lineage: Eukaryota; Viridiplantae; Streptophyta; Magnoliopsida; Solanales; Solanaceae. The record is from RefSeq and is a predicted model, not a curated record.